Messenger RNA from Python bivittatus (Burmese python), 444 nucleotides. The record is from RefSeq and is a predicted model, not a curated record. Lineage: Eukaryota; Metazoa; Chordata; Lepidosauria; Squamata; Pythonidae.
UUUCUGUGUUUGAAGAAUAUAAGAACAUUCCUUUCUGCCUGUUGUGAAAUAUUUGGAAUGAAGAAGAGUGAACUUUUUGAAGCAUUUGACUUGUUCGAUGUUCGUGAUUUUGGAAAGGUUAUAGAAACUUUAUCCAAACUUUCUCGUACCCCUAUUGCAUUAGGCGCCGGAAUAAGGCCGUUUCCUACAGAAGAGAGUGUGAAUGAUGAAGACAUAUACAAAGGCCUUCCAGAUUUAAUAGAUGAAACGAGGGUGGAUGAAGAUGAAGACCUUUAUGAUUGUGUUUAUGGGGAAGAUGAAGGUGGUGAAGUGUAUGAAGACCUCAUGAAAGCUGAAGCAGCACAUCAACUUAAAAGUCCUGAGAAUGACAUAAGAACCUGCUGUCUUUCUGAAAUAAAACAGACUGAAGAGAAAUACACCGAAACACUGGAAUCCAUUGAAAAG